This is a messenger RNA of Pseudozyma flocculosa PF-1, 4578 nucleotides long. RefSeq lists its product as uncharacterized. The record is from RefSeq and is a predicted model, not a curated record. The transcript is spliced from 3 exons. NCBI's taxonomy places the organism in Eukaryota, Fungi, Basidiomycota, Ustilaginomycetes, Ustilaginales, Ustilaginaceae. Gene Ontology annotation, cellular component: plasma membrane. Gene Ontology annotation, molecular function: ATPase-coupled intramembrane lipid carrier activity; ATP binding; magnesium ion binding. Bases 1 to 4578 code for a protein of 1525 amino acids. Gene Ontology annotation, biological process: phospholipid translocation.
AUGACCAGCACGGCGGAUCCGCCCAAAAAGGCGUCCGGGCCCAAGGCCCUCUGGGCCAAGCUCAAGAGCAUCGACCUCAACCCAGAGACGGCCUUUGCAAAGAAGCGCCCGCCGCCGGCGCCCAGGACCGUCUACUUCAACCAGCCGCUGCCCGCCGAGGCGUUUGGGAAAAAGGGGAGGCCAGCGCCCGGCUGGGAGUACGCCUCGAACCAGGUCCUCACCGCCAAGUACACCCUCUACAACUUUGUCUUCAAAAACCUGCUCGAGCAGUUCCGCAGAAUAGCCAACCUCUUCUUCCUGCUCAUUGUCAUCCUCCAGUUCUUCCCGCAGUUCUCGACCAUCAACCCCGGCGUCUCGAUGCUGCCGCUGCUGGCGGUGCUGGCCAUCACGAUGGCCAAGGACGGCUACGAGGACGUCAAGCGGCACCAGUCGGACCGCUUCAUCAACCGCCUCCGCGUCGACUCGCUCGUCGGCGGCGGCUGGAAGAACCCCAACUUUACCGAGCUCAAGAGCCGCAGCGUCGGCUCGGCGCUGCGGGCGCUGCGACAGAAGCUGCCCGGCGGCAAGAAGAAGACGCAGGCGGUGCAGCAGCAGAUGCGCGCGCCCGGCCCAGACGGCCAGGUGCAGGACGGCCAGGAGCGGCAGUUGCUGUCGACCCACGCCCUCGGCCGGCGUGCCACCAGCGGCCUCAGCGCCGACGACCACGAGUUUGAGCACACGGCCGACGGCCGCGUCAUCCACCGCGGCAAGGUGCUCUCGGCCGACGAGGAGCAUGCCUACUUCGCGCGCAAGAAGCCUCGCUGGAAGCCCAAGAUGUGGGAGGACCUGGCCGUCGGCGACUUUGUCAUCCUGCGCAACAACGACCCCAUCCCUGCCGACAUUGUCAUCUGCGCCACGAGCGAAGAGGAGGAUACGUGCUUCAUCGAGACCAAGAACCUCGACGGCGAGACCAACCUCAAGGCGCGCCACGCGGUGCCGGAGCUGUCGCACCUGCGCGACCCGCAGACGUGCGCGGCGGCGUCGUUCAAGGUGCACUCGGAGCCGCAGUCGACCAACAUGUACCGGCUCAACGGCAGCGUCGAGCUGAGCGACACGUUUGACAAGAACGGCAAGCCGCUCCAGUGCCCCAUCACGCUCAACGAGGUGCUGCUGCGCGGCUGCAACCUGCGCAACACCAAGUGGGUCGUCGGCAUCGUCCUCAUGACGGGCGUCGACUCCAAGAUUGUCGCCAACUCGGGCGUGACGCCGAGCAAGCGCUCCAAGGUCGAGAAGCAGAUGAACCCGAUGGUCUACUUCAACCUGGGCAUCCUCGCCCUCAUGGCCGUCGUGUGCGCCAUCGCCGACUGGUGGCUCGAGGACUACUACUUUGACCGCAGCGCCUACUGGGAGUACCUGGCCGUCUACAGCGACGACAACCCGCGCAUCAACGGCCUGGUGGCGUUCGCCAACUCGCUCAUCACCUUCCAGAACAUUGUGCCCAUCUCGCUCUACAUCUCGAUCGAGGCGGUCCGCACCAUCCAGGCCUACUUUAUCUACGACGACUACGACAUCUGGUACGAGAAGCGCAACCGCCGCACCACGGCCAAGUCCUGGAACCUCUCCGACGACCUGGGCCAGAUCGAGUACAUCUUCUCCGACAAGACCGGCACGCUCACCCAGAACAUGAUGAUCUUCCGCGAGUGCGCCGUCGGCGGCAUCGUCUACCACGGCGACCGGUCCGUCGACCGCAUGGAGGAGGAGGAGGCUGCUGCUGCCAACAGCGCCGCCGCCGCCGCCAACGGGGCCGGUGGCGGUCCCGGCAGCGCCGACGAGACGGCCGCAUCCUUCGAAAAGGCCGGCUUUGCCAGCAACCCGGACACGGACCACACCAGCUCGACGUCAUCGCACGACGGCCGGCACCCCAGCGAGGGGGCCAAGGGCGACAACGGCGGCGGCGGCGCCAACGUCGACAGCGGAGCAAGGCGGACCGUGCGCCCGAGCAACGCCGAUGUGCCCGCCUUCCGCGACAGCCGGCUGAGCGAGGACCUCUCGGACCGGGACGGGCAGCAGGGUGUGCUGCUGGGCCGCUUCUUCCGCUGCCUCGGCCUCUGCCACACGGUGCUGGUCGAGGAGCACGGCGGCAACGUGAUCGAGUACCAGGCGCAGAGCCCCGACGAGCAGGCGCUCGUCCAGGCGGCCGCCGACGUCGGCUACGUCUUCUGCGGCAAGGACCGGAGCACGCUCAAGCUGCAGGUGCCGGACAGCAGCGAGCUGGAGCGGUACGAGCUGCUGACGGUCAACGAGUUCAGCUCGGCGCGCAAGCGGAUGAGCGUCAUCCUGCGCCGCCACUCGGACGGCCAGCUGCUCCUCUUUGCCAAGGGCGCCGACAGCAUCAUGUUUGAGCGCAGCGCCGCGGGCCAGGACGACGUCAAGGCCGGGACCGACGAGGCGCUCGAGGAGUUCGCCAACAAGGGCCUGCGCACGCUCUGCCUCGGCUACCGCGAGCUCGACGCCGCCUACUACGACGACUGGGCGCACCGCUUCCACGAGGCCACGGUGGCGCUCGAGGACCGCGAGGAGGCCAUGGAGGCGCUGGCGAGCGAGAUCGAGAGCGAGCUGGUGCUGCUGGGCGCCACGGCCAUCGAGGACAAGCUGCAGGACGGCGUGCCGGAGACCAUCGCCGACCUCAAGCGCGCCGGCAUCAACGUCUGGGUGGCCACGGGCGACAAGCUCGAGACGGCCAUCGCCAUCGGCUACAGCACCCAGCUGCUGACGCGCGACAUGAACCUCGUCGUCGUGCGCGGCGGCGAGUACGGCCAGCCCAACUCGGCCUACGAGCAGCUGCGCAAGGCUGUGGUGCGCUUCUUUGGCGGACGCGAGGUGCUGCUGAGCAUGGAGCACCAGCCGCCGGACGCCGAGUCGCAGGCCGGCAGCCGCCGCUCGUCGUUCAUGUCGCGCCGGCCCUCGUUCCACCGCAACCGCCGCAGCAGCGUCAGCCAGGCGUCGCUGGUCGGCGAGGACAACGGCCAGCGGCCCGGCGGCUACGCGCUCGUCAUCGACGGCACCGCGCUCGGCCACGCGCUGAGCGAGGAGUUUAGCAAGGACCUGCUGCUCAAGAUCUCGACCCAGUGCCGCGCCGUCAUCUGCUGCCGCGUGUCGCCGCUGCAAAAGGCGCUCAUCGUCCGCCUCAUCAAGGACGGCCUGGGCGUCAUGACGCUCGCCAUCGGCGACGGCGCCAACGACGUCUCGAUGAUCCAGGCGGCCCACGUCGGCAUCGGCAUCGCCGGCGAAGAGGGCCUCCAGGCGGUCAACUCGUCCGACUACGCCAUCGCCCAGUUCCGCUUCCUCAAGCGCCUCGUCCUCGUCCACGGCCACUGGUCCUACUGGCGCAACUCGGUCAUGAUCAAGAACUUCUUCUACAAGGAGUUUAUCCAGAUCGGCUACCUCUUCUGGUUCCAGAUCUACUGCGCGUGGUCGACGACCCAGGCCAUCGACUACAUCUACCUUCUCUUCUGGAACGCCGUGUGGACCGUCGCCGCCGUCAUCUUUGUCGGCAUCUUCGAGCGCGACGUCAACGACAAGGUGCUGAUGCAGGUGCCCGAGCUCUACCGGCGCGGCCGCGAGGGGCGCUACUUUGGCCUCGUCCCCUUCCUCGUAUACGUCGCCGAGGGCGUCUACCAGUCGGUGGUGCUCUACUUUUUCGUCGCCUACGCCUACGACAUGACGACGUCGCGCAGCGACGGCUACGACGUCGACCUCUACGAGUGGUCGGCCACGAUGCUGGUGGCGUCCGUCUUUAUCGCCAACCUCUUCACCGGGCUCGACGUGCGCGCCUGGACGUGGUUCAUGGCCAUCGGCAUCUUUUUCGGGCCCGUCGUCAUCGCCAUCUUCGUGCCCAUCUACAACGCCUUCAAGCCGAGCGUGUUUGUCACGCCGUCGUACGGCAACAAUCACUACAACUACCGCUCGAUCCAGUACUACGCGCUGUGCAUCUUCUGCACCGUCCUGUGCCUCAUGCCGCGCUUCAUCUGGAAGCACCUGCGCCAGUUCUACUACCCGACCGACAUCGACAUCCUGCGCUACGUCGACGAGCAGGACCCGCACCACGACUUUUACAACGACCCCGCCAUCAUCGAUCGCACCAAGGAAGACGUGGGCUCGUACGACGGCCACCCGCCCGCGCCACCGCCCGGCGCCGCGGCGGGCCCGGCGGCGACACGGCGCUCGGCGGACGGCAUACCGAUGCACGCGCUGCAGCAGACGGCCAGCCGGGCCAGCAGCACGCACUACGACAUGCUCACGGGCCUCGACCGGCCCAACCGCGGCUACACCUUCUCGUCGGACGAGCCGAGCCGCAGCGCCGGCGACGGCAGCGGCGGUCGCAGCAACAGCCGGCGUCGGCGGCUGUCGGUCAAGAGGCUCCUGCCGGGGCCGAUCCAGCGGACGCUGCGCAAGCGCGACGAUCGGCGGCGGCUGACGGCCAUCGAGCAGGAGGACGACGCCCGCGACGACGCCGACGAUGACGACGAGCCGGCGGCGGGAGGAGGUUCCGUGACGCCAGGCGAGCCACAACAGCAGCAGCGGCAGCAGCAGCACUGA